Molecule: messenger RNA, 8515 nt
Organism: Amphiprion ocellaris (clown anemonefish)
Lineage: Eukaryota; Metazoa; Chordata; Actinopteri; Pomacentridae
Product: zinc finger protein 518A-like
Exons: 3
Coding region: 443-4525 (1360 amino acids)
Biological process (GO): regulation of DNA-templated transcription
Molecular function (GO): RNA polymerase II cis-regulatory region sequence-specific DNA binding; DNA-binding transcription factor activity, RNA polymerase II-specific
Source: RefSeq, a predicted model, not a curated record
UAUGACGAGGGCUCAAGCUGCGACAAUACCGACGGCUUCUUAAGGACGUGUCAUAAAACAUAAUAUAUUGCUACUUUAGUAAAACACGUUUAGACGGUGUUUUCAACGAAAAAACUCUCCCUUGUGGCACUAGUUUGACAAGCAAUACAUAUUCAUCCGCUUCUACAUGAGUGUCAAGAGCGCAGCAGUACCCGGAUGGACUGUCAUGGCCGCCGUCGCUGUGGUUCCACAGAGAGGAGAGAAGGAAGGCAAAUGUUUCUGCUGUGUCUUUUUUCAACAUUCACCUUCUUUUUAUAUCGGCGGACGUUGACGGGACACGUCCUCAACUUCCAUCGAGUUCAUAGCACCGUGGCCACACUACAAGCUCUGCAUCUUAAGAGGCAGCAUGCAUUCAUGGUUGAGGUUUUCCUAAAGGAGUACAGAGUUCUGCAGAUUUGCAAGUAUGGAAGAAGACUUCACAAUACCUCAUGAAUCUGCCAAAAACUGCGACAUAACAGUAAUAGAGGAUGAAAAAGAAAAGGUAAAAGACUUUGUGUAUAAGCAUUUCACAGAAGUAACAGAUGGGCCACUCUUCAGUAAUGCAGAAGAACCUCUCAUUAUGGAACAUGGGAGCUGCACUAAGAAAGAUAAGACUCUCAAAAAAGCCCAUUGUAAAAUUCAGCAGGGGGCUGUUUUCUCAGGAAAAAUUCUGAGUUUUGGAUGCUCAGUGUGUAAAGAUAAUUUCACAUUUAGCCCCAAUGAUCUCCUGAAACAUUUUCGAGCAGUUCAUAAAGGAACCCUUCCUACAUACCCCUGUGACUUGUGUGAUUUUGUCACAAAUGAAUUCCCUGCUCUUCAGCGCCAUCGGAUUGAGCACAGGAAUACUCUGGUUACAUGUGAGCUCUGCAACGAUGAUGUUCAGUACUCUUUGCUUCUGCUUACCAGACACUACAUUUUGAGUCACAGCCUUAAUGGACAGUUUAACUGUGACUGGUGUGAGUUUACAACUGUGGAUGCAGGAACAUUUGUGCAGCAUAUCCAUCAUCAUAAUGAGAAUCAUUGGAAGUGUUCAAAAUGUAAACAUAUUAGCUUGAAUGAAGAGGAUCACCAAAAGCAUUUGAAAGGUCACUUGGGUACAUUCCCCUUCACUUGUCAGAUCUGUGGAUAUGGUGCAGCAAGAAGUGAGUACCUUAAAAAACACACCGCAGCUGUUCACAAAGAAGAGGCUGAUAGAAGGAAUGCAUGGAAGCCUACAGCAGACAAUGGCACACCAGCAAAUUCAUCUGCAACUGUAAAACUGUUGCUUAAAAAGAGUCGUGAAUCACAGGAGGCUCAGAGGGUGGCAAAGCUGAACUGUCUUUCCGGGAGUUUACCAAACCAAAAUGGCAGACUAAUCAAACCAGAGAUAUCUUUAGAGAAAGGCCACAACUUUUUGGAUGGGGCUGUUGUGAAAAAGGACGUCAGAAGUUGGAGCAAAGGCUCUCAUAACACAGUCAUGUUACAGGAAUGUGACAAUUCUACAAGCUCUGAUGGUGGCAGUCACAACAAUGCUAAUGGACUGACUGUUCUGAUGGUUAAGAACAAAAUCUCUCUUCCCCCUAACUGUACAACCAAAGUAAUGGGAUUCAAGAUGGUUGAUGGGAAAAAACAUUUAGUUCUCAAAGUAAUUCCAACAGCAAAGCAAGACUUGACUGCUCAGAACCAUUCCAUAGUUGAAGGUGUGGGCUUCUCAGCACUAAAUCCUGUGUUGGAUAAAAGUAAAGUCUUUAUUAACAACGAGCAGUGCUCUAACAGCAAGGGCUUAACAUCACAUUGCUCAGCUGUGUCACCAAAAAGUGCGUCUUGCAUACAGAUGGAUCAUGAUGAUAUUAUGGCAGUAAAAGUAAAGAUUGAGGAAGAGGAAACCUCUGUUUGCAACCUUAUUGACACUCCACAUAGAGAUGAUAUUGGGGACCAAACAAAUCCUUUACUAAAUGUGUCUUCGACUUGUGCAGAUACAUUGUAUCCAAUGACAAAUGAGUUGGAACAUGAUGGCCACCAAAGUAAACCAGAUGACACGGCCCACACAGACAGAAAUAAGCUGAAAAAUAACUUGAUCUCUCCAACAUACAACCAUGAUGCAUCCAGCCAUAGUAUUUCUAAAAUGAGUAAUACUACAACAGUGUGUGCUGGUAAAGUCACAGGUUUAUUCUCACCUUUAAAACUUGAUCAGGAAAGACUGCUUUCCAAAUUAGUUUUGAGAAAAACUGUUGAGAACUGUGGAGCUAUGGAUGAGUUACCAAUGAGCGAUGGCAACGAAAAACACACUAGGAAACGCCAAGCGAAUUCUGCUUUAAACACUCCGGAAAAUGAUGACCUAUCAGAAAAACCUAAUGGGGUCAGAAGUGAGAUUGAAAAUAAAAGUGGCCAGUACAAUGAAAGAAAUCUGCUGCCUAAAUCACAGCCAUCCUCACCCACCUCAAUUAGCCACAGAGAAAGUGUCAUUGGCUCAGAGAAACACACACAAAAGUCACCAAACCAAGAAGUAUUUACCUUUCACAAUUAUUCCAAGGAAACAUUUAGCAGUUCUACUACCACUACCCAAAACUUUGACAAUUAUUUUAAACACUCAGCAGACAAAGAAAAUACAUGCGAACCAUCACAAUUUGGCUUGACAUUGGAGGAGUCUCCAGAACAUUUCACGGAAAAUACAGAUGAGGAAAUCGAGGUUGAUGAGUGCAUUGCUAGUGUUGACAAUUCUCUGAGUGAGGAAAAUCCUGAGUCAGUGCUCCAAGACUUCAAUAUUAUCAAAGUUGAGGAGGACAACAUUCCAAUAUGCAUAAAACAAACUGAAACAAAGAGUAGUUCAACUACCUUGGGCAGUUUUGUGGAAGAACAUUCAGAUGCAAUUAUUACCCAACAACUUAACAAGGAAAGAACAGUAUCUACAUGUGCAACCAGUGAUUGUUUAAAACAAACAAAAACAACUUUGCGAAUUCUUCAGCUGCCAGAGGGUAAGCAGCCAGUACUCCUAAGGGCUACUGAGAAUCGAUUUGCUAUGCCAGUGCAGGUCAAGGCAACUCCAGGCUUUAAAGUUAUAACAGACUCUGCAAAUCCUCAGAUCAAUGUAUCGUACAUGAAGCCAGGGUUAGAAAAAUCAAGUAACACCUGUGGUGUUUCUUUUACUCCGAACAGCCAGAAGAUAGGUUUACCUGCAGCAAAGCCAGGAACUGCUGAAAAAGGGACAACUUUUUUCUCUGCUGUUCAACCAGGUGUUAACACCACCUCAAAUCACUACCUUAUCAACAGUCCAGGUUUUACGGGUCCUGUAAUCCUUUCAAGUACACCACAUAAUACACCUCCAGACAAAACAGCAAAGACACAUCCAACAUGCUAUUUGGUACAAAGAUCUGUCCCUUUUGUUCAGACCCCAAGUACUCCUGGCCUCAGUCUGGCAAGUACCCAGCUCCCACUGAACUCGCGACCAGUUUUGGCCAUGCCUGCAAGCUCUGCAGACAACCCCAGCACAUUGCAGACUGGUCGGCAAGCAUUCUUGCUCCGAUACAUUUCCCCACCCAAGUCAGGCCUGCUUCUGAACAACCAAGAAGUAAAGACUGGGACACAGUGCAGUCAAAGCAGUGAAGGCUCUAAAGUUAUAUUUAAAAUUGUAACACCCACCGGUAGUCUUCUUACAAGUGGUGCUCCGACCUCAAGCAAUCAACCUUUGUUUCUGGCCACCAGACCUCAGACCCAGUGUUUCCUGGUGUCUUCAAACAAAACUAAUGUAACUGCUACCAAUGGAGUGAAGAAAUUGGUCACCAUGCAAAAUAUUGCAGAGAGAGGUGCCAAGGAGUUGUGUAUGUCUCCUUCUCAGAUGAAUGUAAAGGUACAACCACGUGAAGGAGAGAAACCAAUCCUUGCUCCAAGGCCAAUUCGGCCUCCAAGCCAAAGGAAAAGGCGCAGGAAAGCCUUAUUUGAUGAGCUUCCAGCAACAGUGCAUAAGGCUAGAAGACUGUCAAAUAAAGUACCACUUGAGAAAGAGACUAUGUUAUGGAAGCCUGUAGCCAAAGAAGUGGAAAGGACACUGAGACUUGCCCCACUAAAUUCUGUACAGCAGAUCAAAUGCCCUCGUCGAUACCAGCCUGUAGUGGUGCUCAACCAUCCAGAUGCUGACAUUCCUGAAGUGGCCAAUAUUAUGAAGGUAGUCAACAGGUACAAAGGUGCGGUCACUAAGGUCUCUUUGUCUCAAAAAACGAUCCAAGCACUCUCUGAGCUUGGUACUCUAGGGAAGAAUUCCUUGACCAAAGGUGCAUCCUCUCAUAGUGACUCUCCAAGUCCUCGGCCAGUUCAGAGUUCUGUCAGAGAGCGAUUUCUCCUAAAACUGAAACUGAAGAAAAAAAGCAAAAAAAAGUAUGAGGUAGUGAAAACUUUAUCAGGUUGUAGACAAGAGUCAGUGGUGUUUGACUGCUGGUUUUGUGGUCGGCUGUUCCACAACCAAGAAGACUGGAUUGGCCAUGGCCAGAGGCAUCUCAUGGAGGCAACUAGAGACUGGAAUAAACUCUUCUAAAGGUUUUCCACCACUUCCAAAUGGGUUUAUAUUUUGUCCUUUUGAGGUGGAAUGGUUGAAGUUGUAUAUUUUUAAUGACCUUCCACUUAAUGUUUGUUUAAUUUCUGUCCAUGUAAAUACCUGAGUCAUAGUUUAUCUUUUAAGAGGUUCAUAUUCUGGUAACUUCUGUACUGCAUGCAUGAUUCACCAUGCCCAUGUCAAAUUCAACUGUGAAAAUGGUACACUGUAAUUAGAAGUUGUGGUAAGAGCACUGGCUGAAUGAAAGGGGAUAGUAUCAGCAAAGGCUGUAAGCAGAGUUGGAUUAAAUUACUCAGGUAAAUUCAUAUUAAUCUGGUUUGUCAUUUUAGUUCAUAACUUUGAAAGCAGCCUAGGUAUAGACUAAGGAGCUUUUGUAUAUUUUGUUAUCCUGCACACAAGGAUAAGAAGCUGUAUUUGUAUAGCUAACUCUAAAGCUUAUAGACAAAUUCAGUCGUUUUUCACUUGAUGAAAAAAUGCUCUGGUCCAAAUGAUUCCUUUUUGUAUGAUUAAAAUGAAGAGGGUAUAAUUUUACACUAUUCUGCUGUGUGGAUUAGUUUACAGUUUCUUUGUCAAAAUUGUGUUAACCUGUAGCAUGCAUAGUUAGAGCUGUGACUGUUCACAGCGGUCUCUUUCGUCUACCAGGUGUUGCAAAUAAAGAAAUGGUUUUCUGAAGUCCUGUUACAGAAAACAGAAAUCAUGUGUUCGUCAUACCAGGAUGCUUCAUGGUUUUCUGUCAAUACUUGAGAAAUAUAAAUAACCCGGUGCACACCCUAUGCAGUUCCCAUGCAAAUUAAUUUUUAUUGUCAGCAGCCCAGGCUGUUUGCUUGUGCUCACUUCGGGGAUCUUGUGAAUCCAUGUUUGAUUUCUGAAUUUAAUGAUAAAUCCUGAAGGUCCCAUGAUUUUAAUUCAAACUGUAGUUUUUUGGGGGGAUUUUUUGUAAGUUUAUGAAAGAAGCUGUUGGUAAAGUAUGUUUCAUACUUGAAAAUCUGAACAACAGCCUAAGAAUGUCAUUGUCUAGGGUUGUCACAUAGCUUGAGUUUGACAUCUACUUCCAAAACUUCUAGAUGCAGGAGUUGACAAAAUGGUUUGAUAAUUUGUCAUUUGAUUGGUAACAGUUAUGGGCAAUUGCAAAUGUCCGCACUGUGGGACUAAUAAAGUGUUAUCUUUUGUCUUAUACCCUGUACGCCAAUAAGUGAGAUCGACAGUGGUUAAAUCAUUGUUUCCACAGAAAAUGUAAAUUAAAAUACAUCAAAAAAUAUAUGAAAUAAAAACAUUUUAAAUUAAAUCUAUAAUGUUAUUUAGGAACAAUGAAAGAUCAAAGGGUAGUUGGCAAAGGCCUUUUUGCAUUAUCUGACCAGCAGACCAAAUCUUUUCAACUUUUGGUUCACAUAUUGUUGUAAAUUCUAAAAUAGGAGGACGUGAAACUAACAAAUAACUGCACAAAAUUCUAAUUGCCUUCACAUUUAAAUUUUUUUGAUGUGAAAGCUCACCACGUUUGUUGUGCAUGUAUUUCAAAUUAAGAGCCAUAUGGAAAAGAAAGGAAUUAUUCCAUCUGAAUUACUUACAGGCUUUUAAUGUGAAAAGCUGUACAUGAAGCCAACUUUUAUUUGACAGUAACUUAAUAUGCUUUUUUUAAAAAAGCAAAAUGGAAGCAAUUUUAAAAGCUAAGUGAAUGACAACAGUAUUGCUGUCCAAGAAGACAAACUCAAUAGUAGUGAGUAUGAACUGACUGCCAGCAGCCCAGUUUCUUACAAAUUAUGUUUAUGGAUGGAUGGAUUAUGUGGAUGUGUAUUGUACCACCUGCAGGACUGUAACUCUAGAGGUCAUGUUUACUUUCAGACUUUAUCUGUGGUCUAGGCAACAAAAGCACUUUGGUUAAGGUUAAGGAAAAACUGGUUUUGGUUAAAUGAUAACAUGCUGUAUCUCAAGUCGUUAUUUUCUGUAUCUGAGCAGAUCUUUCUCUAACCUUAACUGAGAGCUGCCAGUGCCCUACAAGACCCAUGAUUAAACCAUCCAAGUUUAGUAAUGCUGUAAUCACUCCAAGAGGAAAGCAAACUUAAAAAUAUUUUAGUCGAAAACAAAUGAAAUAUGUUAUCAGAUAUUUUAUCGAGUCUUUUAAAUUUCCGUAAAAUUAUGUUCAAAACUUAUUUACUGUUUCAAAUUAUUUAUGUAUGAACGUAUCUUCUAGGAGAGAGAGUUGAAACAUUGAAGAACUAUUUGAAUUUGUAUCAACAGCCAUUUAUAGAAAGAAUUCUUAUUAACAAAGAGUGAAAUAUGCUUAUAGAUCAGGUAAACUCACCACAUCAGAUGGUUGACUCGUCCAAAUCUGGUCAGUUAAUGCAACUAGGCAGCCAAUGUUGUUGAGCCCUGUGAAACUCGGCCGCCCACUACAAAAUGGCUCAGUUUGAGCCACUUGGACCACUACCACAGCUCCCUGGGGAAAAAAGAAUGUUUUUGGCCCUUGUGUCUGUGUUACUGCUGCUAUUGCUGGUUAAAAUAUGGACAAAUGUCAUUUUAUGAUGGGAAGGGUUGGCUGGAUCACCCUCAAAUCAUAUAACAUUUUAAUAGAAGUAUUAAAUGUGACAGCAGAAAAAAAUACAUUGUACAUGAUAUAUAAAAUUGUGAAACUGAAAUUUUUUGACCAAGGUUGGCUAUAGAACAAAACAGAGUGGUGAACCCAGAGACCCAAGAUAAGAACAGAAAAGGCAUUUUCAUACCUUUAAACUUUUCAUGGUUCAAUAAAAACAUUCUUGUUACUGUCGAAUACUGCGAGAGCUGACCCAAUAGCUACUGUUACCUUUUGUUUUCCGUGCUCUGUAGACAUUUAGUUGUAGGAGCAUCUGUGUUUGGACUCUGCAUUAACUUUCACCUUUUUAUUGUAUUAAUGCUGAACUGUAAAUCUGCUCAUUGUCAUCAAGUCCAGUAUGCUGUACAUACAUUUAUUUUAAUGUUACAUUUUUCAUACUUUUUUAUUUUAAUAAUAGCAACAGGACAUGGACUUUGUGUUUUCGUAAUAGGUUUUAUUGAUUGUAUUACAUGAUGACCGAACCUUGGAAAUUAAAAUUUAAUUCCGUUCAAUAUGCAAAGGAGACGGAACAAUGCAAGCCAUGCUAAUAUUUCAUGGGUUCACUUUUCACCAUCAUUGACUACAUUGUUUAUUUGUUUGUAUUCAGUCAUCAACAGGGCUAUUUAUUGUCAGUUUGAGUUAAUUAUCUAAAGUUGUUUCCCCAUAGAACUCCUUUAUCUAGCACCAGUCUGUUUUGAUCUAACAGGACAGAUAAACAGAGUGUUCAGUCCAUAUAUAGUGCAAUAACUCAAUGAUAACUUUCUUUUUACUCAUUUGUCAGCCCACCUCAUCUUUGAUUCUGUAAGUCACCCCCUCAUACAGACUGCUUGGACUGUUCACAACCGAAUGGAUGCACGCACCAAAUUAACUCCAGACCUUCUUUUACAGUUUUUCUGGCUGGUCCACAUGGUUUCAUUUUCUGCUUCUUCUUUGCUUCUCUCAGGCCAAAGAACUAUUUAGUUUUAUCAUGAAAAUUCAAAAAAAAAAAAAAAAAAAAAAAAAAAAAAAGUGUUCUAGUGAUUUCUAACAGUACAAGUGAGGUCAGCACUGGGAUAACUACAUAACACUCCUUUUAAGGAAUCCACUACUUGGAUCGGUUAUUUAUGUCAGUUAUACAAGCCCUAAAUUAAAAGUGAACAGAAGUCCAUUACAUAAAGAUGGUAUAUACAGCUCAGCCCUUUAGCUGUUAGGAGGGUAAUGCUCUGCUACAGCAUAUAUUGUGCUGCAGGGUUCAUUUGUGAAAUGCUGAACUGAUGAUGUACAGUGGAGUGCUCCUGUCCAGCAGGCUGAAUCUUCCCUCAUGCUAAGUGCCUCAAAUGUCCUUUGGCUUUUUGACUGUGUAUUGUAUUAUUUUGUUCAACUUACUGAUUCACUCUUCUCUAAUAAAUGUACAAACCGUCUGGAAA